UCUUCAUUCAGCGGCAGUGCGUGUGCGUGUUAAGUUGGUCGUCUAGUGCUCACAAGCUCGUGUGGUCGGUCGGCGUUGAUCCACCCCUCUGCUAUUGUUCUCGCCUGGAAGCCAGACAGACAGACAGUAGACCCCUGGGGUCCCCGUUCACACCCCUUCUCAUCGGUUGCCACGUGGUGCUACGCCUCUUGUCCCACCUCUCUCAUCGCCAUGACCCACCCUCAACCGCCUCCAGCUUCGUGAUCGCGCCCAACGCUGACCUCCAAUUGUACUUCUACUACUACUACUACUACUACUCCCACUUCUCCUCCUCCUUUCACCAAGUCGAAAAGAUAUCUCAGUGAGGGCUUGUCCAACGACUGACUCGUGUAUUCUACUACUACUACUACUAUUGUUAUUAUUACUACUACCAUCACCACCACCACCACCACAACCACGAUCAUUCCUCUUCUACAUAAUCCAAUUAAACAAAAACUACUCUGCCCUCUGAGUGGGACACUACAACCAUUACCACCACCUCCAACAACAUUGUUUCACCACCAACACUACCACCACUGUUUGUGUGUGUGACGUUGUCCUCGCUCGAUAACUAUCCGUAUCCAUACUAAGAAUCUCCAUUUGUGUGCAUUUUUGAGAUCCUCUCUUGGGAUUUGAGGAAAUCGCCCAACACAUUGCAACUCCUGCAACACUUCUGCUUCUGCUUCUACCACUACUACAGUUCUACCGCUACUCCUCCGCUCUGCUUCAUGUCAUUGCUUGAUUUGUCCUGAUCAUUUAUCCUUCUAUUCAUUCACUCACGUGCGUGUUUGGCUUUGAGGCGUUUUAAUAACCAGGCUGAACCCUGCCACGCCUCAUCCACACACGUCCCUCCAACACCGCCAACGUCCCAUUCUCUCCUCUUUAUCUCAGUGUUCGGAUUUUCAUGACUAAACGGACCAUGGAUCCUCAGCAACCCAAUGGGACUGCAGACUACAUGGUCCAGUCCCAAGGUUCACCCCUCAAUAGUGGGGAUGGAGCCAAUGGCAUGAUCAAUAACAAUGAUGCAAAGAGGGCCAAAUUGGAUAACAUGAAGCCUGGGAAUCCUUCCCGGGUGAUCCACAUCAGAAACAUACCUCCGGAUGUGUCCGAAGCUGAGAUAAUUCACUUGGGCAUUCCUUUUGGUCGUGUCACCAAUGUACUCGUGCUCAAGGGCAAGAAUCAGGCCUUCCUCGAGAUGGAGGACGAGACCUCGGCCUCGGCCAUGGUGAACUAUUUCACCAACUGUGUGGCCCAACUCCGAGAGAGAUCCGUCUACGUGCAGUUCUCGAACCAUAGGGAGCUCAAAACAGACCAAACCCACAGCAACGCCAGCGCCUCGGCCCAGGCAGCCCUUCAAGCCGCACAAGCUCUUUCGGGCCAAGAGACCAACAAACCCUCGGGAGGACCGAAUACGGUUCUCCGAGUCAUCGUGGAGCACAUGGUGUAUCCGGUGACCCUGGACGUGAUCUUCCAGAUCUUCUCCCGUGUUGGAAAGGUCUUGAAGAUCGUGACUUUCACCAAGAACGGUACCUUCCAGGCCUUGAUACAGUACCCCGAUGUGAUCAUGGCCCAAGCGGCCAAGCUCUCUCUUGACGGCCAAAAUAUCUAUAACGCUUGCUGCACGCUCCGCAUCGAAUACUCGAAGCUCUCUAACCUGAAUGUCAAGUACAACAAUGACAAGAGCAGAGACUAUACCAAUCCAGCCUUGCCCACCGGGGACCCCACCAUGGACUCAGCCAUGCAAAUGAAUGCGACGAGUAGCGCCCCAGGCGUACUGGGCUCGCCUUUCUCAGCCACGAUGGGUCUUAGUAACCCGUUGACAGCAGCCGCGGCGGCGGGUGCCUACGGCUCUCCGGGCGCACUUACUUCGGGCAUCGCAGGCUUAACGGGCUUUCCUUUAGGUAGCGGGGGUGCCGGCCCGCAGCCUUACGGCCAGACUGGCAUUAGAUUCCCCGGCUCUCAGAACGGCUCCGGGACAGUUCUGCUUGUUUCGAAUCUGGACGAAACCCAAACCGAGUGCGACCACCUGUUCAUCCUAUUUGGCGUCUACGGUGACGUCCAUCGCGUCAAAAUUCUCUUCAAUAAGAAGGACACGGCCUUAGUUCAGAUGGCCGAGGCUCAACAAGCCAUUCUGGCCAUGACUCAUCUGGACAAGGUCAAGCUGUGGACCAAGCAGAUCCGUGUGAUGCCGAGCAAGCACACCAGUGUUCAACUGCCCAAGGAGGGACAACCUGAUGCGGGUUUGACGAAGGAUUAUGCCACGUCGAAUUUACACCGCUUCAAGAAGCCGGGCUCGAAGAACUACUCGAAUAUCUACCCUCCGUCCGCCACCCUCCAUCUGUCCAACAUCCCUUCCUCGGUGGAGGAGGAAGACCUGAAGAAUGCCAUCAAGAACAUCGGCCUCAGUGUGCAAGCAUUCAAGUUUUUUCCCAAGGAUCGUAAGAUGGCCUUGGUCCAAUUGAACUCGGUGGAGGAUGCCAUCAUUGCCUUGGUUAAGUUGCACAACUUUCAACUUAGCGAGACCAGCCACCUCCGCGUGUCCUUCUCCAAAUCUACCAUUUAAUCAGCCGCUGUUUCAACCACAGGUCACAGUGAACGAUAAUGCCUACAACCGGUUGGCCGCUGAGUUUGCCGAGCGCCAAAAGACGAAAUAACAACAGCAAUUGGAACAACCAAACACAAAAAAAACAAAGAAGAAAAAGAGAAAGGCGUAUACGCACACACAGCAUAACAGCCAUGAUGCCAACGUUAUGUACUACAACAACAACAACAAAACAA
Messenger RNA from Tigriopus californicus, 2796 nucleotides. RefSeq names its product polypyrimidine tract-binding protein 3-like (gene heph). Gene Ontology annotation, cellular component: nucleus. The coding region runs from base 923 to 2581 and encodes 552 amino acids. NCBI's taxonomy places the organism in Eukaryota, Metazoa, Arthropoda, Copepoda, Harpacticoida, Harpacticidae. Gene Ontology annotation, biological process: mRNA processing; regulation of RNA splicing. Gene Ontology annotation, molecular function: mRNA binding. The transcript is spliced from 3 exons. The record is from RefSeq and is a predicted model, not a curated record.